AUGUCUGAAUUUCUAAGGAAGAUAAGCCCAAGAUGGUGUGUGAUGCGCUAUGGAGCCUUCGAGUUCUUGGCCACGCUAUUUGGUCUCAUUGAUACACUAGCCACAUUCUGCACGUUGGUAAAUAAUGUCUUUCACGACUAUCUUGACAAGUUUGGGGUGUUGUAUAUGGAUGAUAUCAUGGCAUAUAGCAAGAACUUGGCUGCCCAUGAGAAGUAUUUGGUCUGGGUACUUGAGCAGGUGAAGGAUGUUGAGGCCAUUAAGGUAUGGCCCGUGCCUAAGAAUGUGAGCGAGUUGCGCUUGUUCUUCGACCUUGCAAAUUAUUAUUGGCAAUUUCUAGAGGGAUAUCCAGAUGUUAUGAAGCUGUUCAAGGUGCACAUAAAUGCUUCGAACAUUGCUCUAGGAGGUAUAUUGGUGCGACAUGGCCACCUUGUGGCUUAUGAGAGUUGCAAGCUGAAUGCGGGCAAGUGGAGCUACAAAGCUCAAGAAAAAGAGUUGUUGGUGCAAUCAUGCACUACCUCCGAGUAUGUAAGCCCUACUUGCUAG
Molecule: messenger RNA, 543 nt
Organism: Eucalyptus grandis
Lineage: Eukaryota; Viridiplantae; Streptophyta; Magnoliopsida; Myrtales; Myrtaceae
Exons: 3
Coding region: 1-543 (180 amino acids)
Source: RefSeq, a predicted model, not a curated record